This is a messenger RNA of Rhinichthys klamathensis goyatoka, 1291 nucleotides long. RefSeq names its product transmembrane protein 53 (gene tmem53). NCBI's taxonomy places the organism in Eukaryota, Metazoa, Chordata, Actinopteri, Cypriniformes, Leuciscidae. The coding region runs from base 98 to 955 and encodes 285 amino acids. The record is from RefSeq and is a predicted model, not a curated record. The transcript is spliced from 3 exons.
UGACUGUCCGCUCCGCCGCACGAGAGCUGUGAAACGCGACACUUAUUUGAAGCGAAUUAUUAAUGGCAGACAGAAGAUUUAGAAAAUAACUGUCAAUAUGGGGGAUGAUGGUAUAGACUACAACAUAGUUUUUCCAGAGGCACUGAUCUCAGAGAAACACUGGCGCGGAUCAAAGGAGCCAGUCGUUAUUCUCCUUGGCUGGGCAGGCAGCAGAGACAAACAUCUCGCCAAAUACAGCUCCAUUUAUAACGAACAGGGAUGUGUGACUCUACGCUACACGGCUCCUUUGAAGACUGUUUUUAUUUCUGAACCUUUGGGCUACAAGGAACUAAGAAGCACUGCGCACAAAUUACUUGAACUUCUGUAUGACUACGAGGUGGAGAACAACCCAAUUUUCUUCCAUGUGUUCAGCAAUGGGGGCUUCAUGCUUUACCGCUACAUGGUCGAGUUAUUGCUUAGUCACAAGCAGUUUAGCACUCUGUACGUGGUGGGCACAGUUGUGGACAGUGCACCGGGCAGCCAAAACAUUAUAGGGGCGCUCAGAGCGCUCAAAACCACUUUAGGGCCUAAAGUCAAUGUGCUACUGCAGUACUUCCUCCUGGCACUGUUUGCUGUGGCGGUUUUCCUUCUCAGGAUUGUUUUGUAUCCUGUGACCAAGUACUUUCACAAGAACCACUAUGAUGCCAUGACGGAUCACCCGGCGCCCUGGCCUCAGAUGUACCUCUAUUCCAGAGCAGACCGGGUGAUAAGGUACAGGGAUGUGGAGAAGAUGGUUAAAGUGUUGCGGGAGAAAGGGUUGACGGUUGAAAGUUUUGAUUUCAUCACCCCUGCCCAUGUGAGCCUGUACAGAGACUGUCCAGAGGACUAUUCCAACAGGUGCAGGACGUUUCUGACCUGCUGCAUGACUACUUCAGAGGAGACCCCGGUGAAAAAGCGCUUCCAAGUGCAUCACUGAUUAUACAGUUCUUGAUCGGCUAUAUAAUACACACACUGUAAAUUUACAUGUGCCCAUCCUGUUUGUGAAAUAAAAGCACUGCUGUUUAAUAAAUUAAACAAACUGAUCUUAAGCCCUACAUGAAGUUUAACCGGGUUAAAUUUGUACCCAAAUCUCUGAUGUAUUUGUCUUAUGCUGUGAAUCAAAUUGUAAUUUAGGGAGUUAUUGAUUUGUCACAUUAUUGAGACUUUUAGACAUUGUGAAUGACUACAUUUGUGUAUUUAGACAUUGUGAAUGAAUAAUGUAUUAAUGUCUUGACUAAUGUGCCUUCCAUAAAUAAAAGCUUCUGUUAACUAA